UUUCGCAAAUAUGUUACACACAUUUUGUGAAAAAGGAAAUCAAAAUACAGUCAAUUCUAGUGUGCGUGUGUCACUGAAUUUUUACACCCAAAAAGUGAUCUACCUACCUACAAUUAAAUUAUUAUUAGAAUAAAACCCAAAAUGAGCAGUAACAACCUAAUCAUACGCAGUGUUGGUCAGUGCAAAGCUCCCCUUAGAGAAAUAAAAACACUAGAAGAGCCCCCUUCAAAAUGUCAAAAAAUUAUUCACGGUUACGCUUUGCCUCAAAUCGCGAUUAAAAGUGAAGACAAAACCUGGAACAAGGCUUUCAAUGAGGUUUUACUUGUAAAUGGAUGUUGGGAUACAUCGAAUAAGAUCCCUAAUAUUGUUGCCGAAAUGCACAACAUACAGACCGAAGAAAUUAAAGCACUACAAAAUACCUGUUCGUUCAACGAUUCGCGUGAUUUUCUGAAUCCUAGUCCCCGAGGGUCGGACAGUGGCAUCGAAUCAGAUUGCACCGACGGGAAUCUUUCCUGGCUCCUAAAUUACAAAAUUCACGAACUGCCUCCUGUUCCCGAUGCGUCGACAGAAGCUUUGAAUUACCAUUCUGCUAUAACAGGUAGUCCAGAAGUCAUCAUUCGAAGCACUAGUUCUAGUGAGAUAUUGUCGAGUGAGCUUUCACGGCUAGUUGCUAACAAAACUGCCUCUCUCAGAGACGGAAUCAACGGCAAAGCCCAAUCGUACCGAUAUGCAGGUCCAAAGAAGCCCCCGUUCACCUACACGGAACUGAUCGAGCACGCUUUGAGUGAAAAGGGAGAGUUAACCGUAUCGGGGAUUUACCAGUGGAUUUCGGAACACUUUCCUUUCUACAAACAAAAUGACGAUCGUUGGAAGAAUUCCGUCCGGCACAACCUUUCCAUCAAUCCUCACUUUAGGAAAGGCAGUAAAGCAGUGCAUGGAGCAGGACAUUUAUGGACUAUUGCUCAAAAAGACGACAAAAAAACAUGGCAAAUCAAGAAACAGAGAAUGCAACAAUUCAUUCAGGCGACUUACAAAGAAAAUAAAUCUCCCGAAGAAGAAGCUUUAGAUAUGGAACUGCAAGCAGCAACUGCCAGCAUCUUGGGCGAGACGUUCAACGAGUUUGAACAAAACUUUCAGGACGACGGUAGCGAAAAAAAGCAAAAUAUUGAGGUGGAAUUCAUUAACGUUGUUGAUAUACAAGAUGGAUUGGAAGAUUUCCUUUCUCCUCCAGUGUCCAAACAACAAAUUGUGCAAGAAUGUGGACUGGGAAGUGAUUUUCUCAUCACUGAUUUAAAUCCAAACGCACUUGGAUUGAAUUUAACAGAAGGCGAAGUGAUUAAUGAUGGUAGUUUUUAUGAUGAUAUGUCUUUCGAAUAUUAUGAACUCGAAAAAGAAUAGAGUGAUCUUUUUAAACGAACAUUUGAAUUAGUCUUACGGUCCUACUAGACCAAAUUAAAUAGGAAAGCAAAGUUGGAGAGGUUUUGUAAAGAAAUAGAUACUUACAAGUUUUAAUAAGUGUACUUUGCUGUCUACUUUUUAAAGAAGUAUUGAUGGCUUUUAUCUAGU
Messenger RNA from Zophobas morio, 1566 nucleotides. RefSeq names its product forkhead box protein N5-like. The record is from RefSeq and is a predicted model, not a curated record. Gene Ontology annotation, cellular component: nucleus. The transcript is spliced from 8 exons. NCBI's taxonomy places the organism in Eukaryota, Metazoa, Arthropoda, Insecta, Coleoptera, Tenebrionidae. Gene Ontology annotation, biological process: regulation of DNA-templated transcription. Bases 142 to 1398 code for a protein of 418 amino acids. Gene Ontology annotation, molecular function: cis-regulatory region sequence-specific DNA binding; DNA-binding transcription factor activity.